UUCAUCAUCCGCAAUUUAUUAUAAAAAAGAAAAAAAGAAAAAAAUCAAUGCAAAGAAAACCUCAUUUUCCUCAUAUUCCUUAUUUAAUACUAUGAUAAACCCAAAGAAUAGACAAGAAGGCAGAUCAGUUGAAGAAAUUAUUAUGGAGCCUUAUUCAUACUUGAUUUCUCACCCUGGAAAAGAUAUUCGAGCUAAAUUAAUAACUGCUUUUGACUUUUGGUUGCAUGUAUCAGAAGAUAUUCUUGUAGUUAUUAACAAAGUCAUUGGAAUGCUUCAUAAUGCUAGUUUAAUGAUUGAUGAUGUGCAAGAUGAUUCAGAUUUAAGAAGAGGAGUACCUGUUGCCCAUCAUAUUUAUGGUGUCCCUCAAACUAUUAAUACAGCUAACUAUGUAAUUUUUUUGGCUUUACAAGAAGUAAUGAAGCUCAACAAUCCCGAAAUGAUUAAAGUGUGUACAGAGGAAUUAAUUAAUUUACAUAGAGGACAAGGAAUUGAGUUAUAUUGGAGAGAUAGUCUGACAUGUCCAACUGAAGAAGAAUAUAUUGAGAUGGUGAAUAAUAAAACCAGUGGUCUUUUACGAUUGGCUGUUCGACUUAUGCAAGCAGCAAGUAAAAGUGAAAUUGAUUAUACACCUUUAGUUAACAUUAUUGGUAUUCAUUUUCAAGUUCGUGACGAUUAUAUGAACCUUCAAUCAGAUACGUAUUCAAAUAAUAAAGGAUUUUGUGAAGAUUUAACAGAAGGUAAAUUCUCUUUUCCAAUCAUUCAUGCUAUUCGAAAGGAUAUUACCAAUCGACAGUUGCUGAGUAUUAUUGCUCAAAAGCCAACUUCAAUUGAAGUUAAGAAAUAUGCACUAGAAGUGAUUAAGAAGUCUGGUAGUUUUGAAUAUACUCAAAACUUUCUUUAUGAAAAGGAAAUUGAAGCCUUAAAUGAAAUCAAGCGCUUAGGUGGAAAUCCUUUGCUGGAGAAAUAUAUUGAUACAAUAAGAAUAGUAAACAACAAAUAAUCUUGUAUUAAAAAAAAA
Cokeromyces recurvatus is the source of this 1018-nucleotide messenger RNA. Its product is annotated as geranylgeranyl pyrophosphate synthase. The transcript is spliced from 6 exons. Bases 92 to 1000 code for a protein of 302 amino acids. Gene Ontology annotation, biological process: isoprenoid biosynthetic process. The record is from RefSeq and is a predicted model, not a curated record. NCBI's taxonomy places the organism in Eukaryota, Fungi, Mucoromycota, Mucoromycetes, Mucorales, Mucoraceae. Gene Ontology annotation, molecular function: prenyltransferase activity.